Monopterus albus (swamp eel) is the source of this 6885-nucleotide messenger RNA. RefSeq names its product xeroderma pigmentosum, complementation group C (gene xpc). Gene Ontology annotation, cellular component: cytoplasm; nucleus; nucleotide-excision repair factor 2 complex. NCBI's taxonomy places the organism in Eukaryota, Metazoa, Chordata, Actinopteri, Synbranchiformes, Synbranchidae. Gene Ontology annotation, molecular function: damaged DNA binding; single-stranded DNA binding. Bases 2397 to 5198 code for a protein of 933 amino acids. The transcript has 14 exons. The record is from RefSeq and is a predicted model, not a curated record. Gene Ontology annotation, biological process: nucleotide-excision repair; mismatch repair.
CACUGGACCAUGGACUCAAGUACUGUUAUCACACACACUAACAGACAUAUGCACGCACACACACACACGCACAUUAUGUAUAAGCACACUAUCAGGAGGUAAUAUACUCACUGAGGGUAAUGCACACAUUUAGGAGACUUGAAGUGAAAAUCUUUCUCACAGUCACAUAUAAAUAUGGAUAUAACUGCACCCAUAAACGUACAUUCACUUAUGCCUAUGCAUGUAAUAGGUAUGCAUAUGUAUGGUGCAAAAGUUACACAUACACAAAGGGCAGAAAUGGUCCCUCCAGCAGCGUAUCAGUCUAAAACUGUCUCCUGUAUCAGUUGACACAUGGCUCGCUGAAGUGAAACACACACAUCUUCCACAGCAUCCUAACAUGAUCGAUACGGAUCACAUCAGAGCAGACUGAGAAUUAAAUUGAACUAAAAUGAACCAAAUUGGUCAAGAGUGAAGAGGCAGAACUCUUUCAGAGGAAUCACAGAGACCUGUCACAAAAUAACAAGAUAAAGAAUUCAUUCAGUCAUGGUGCUUUACCCAUAAAAUUCUUAUUCAGUGUCCCAGUGGGAUGAAGAGAGCAUCUCAGCGUGCACUGGGUGGAAGGCAGUGAAACUCCCAGGAUGUGGCUGACACAGAGAGAGAGAACUAUAACAGAAUUCACACCUGAAGCCACUUUAGACUCUGAAGUCCUACUGAAUACUGUGCAAAUGGAAUGCCAGGUGAAUAGAAGCUCUUUUUUGUUAGUGAGGUGACUGAUAAAUUGUGAUAGUCCAGCUCCAAAAAAAAUCAGCAACAAAGACCACAUAUUCAUAAUACCUUCAAAACAGAGUAGAAUCUCAACAGUGUAUAGGCUAGCAUAGUAUCAGAAAGCACAUUUUACACUUAAAUCUUGAGAAAUAACAUUUGUAACAGCAGAAUUGUAACCUUUUUGAAUCUUUAUAGAGUCAGAACAUCUAUCACAGUGAAAUGACUAACUAUACAUUCAUAACUGAUAAGUCAUAAAAAAGAAUAGCAAUAUAAAGAUUUAAAACUUUCUUGUUUGCUUCUGUGUCAUAUGACCUAAAGUUAUAGAGUAGAUACAGUGGUUGUGACUCCUUAUCUUCAGACCUGGCUGCUAAGAAUAUGUCCUUAUUAGUCAGGUGAUUUUGUCGUAGUUGGCCAGAAUUGUCUAAUGGUCCUGUGCACACUGUCGAAUCUAUUCAGCAUCAUACUGAAGUAAAAUCUUCAUCUGAAUUUAUAAAUUAUAUUAUUUUCUCUUUUUUGUCUGUUUAUUGUUACACUUCCAACACAUACACCAUGUAUGAGGUAAAGGUUAUAUAAAACAAGAGCUAGUGACACAAUUCCUGAUUUUCUGUAUGGCAAAGUUGAAGAGUAUCAAUAAUGACAUCACUUUAGUUUGAGUAACUUUGUCAUGGGGCUAUAACACUGAUUUAAAAAGUUUAUAAGCUGGAUUUGCAAGGUUUUGUGCAAAGUUUGUGUUAUAUACUUUAGCACCAUUUAGCAUUAGACAGCUAAUGUUUUCCUUAUAACAGUAUCGGGAAAAUUACGCAGAAAUCUGAAUAAGUAAUCCAUCACAUUGAGCAGCGCAAUUAUUUCAUUUAUUUUUCGGUUAUAUUAAUAAUGUACAAAGCAGUGGCAAUGAAAUGUCACAGUUCUAGUGUGAUGCAUUUACAGUAUUUGGUGAUAAUAGCAGAUGUUUUUUUGCAACAUUACAGCUGUUGCAAUGGGUUUAUAAGUAGGCAAAAUAUACAUGACUAUGACUGUACAAAAUCUGGUACGGCCUCUAAUGCCAGCAGCCUGCAUUAUAGGAGAUCUAGAAUUAUAUAUACAGUAGGCAUAAAAGCCAUAUAUAAUAGACCUUUGUGCCUGUAUCCCGAGAAUCUCUUUUAUGAAACACCAAUAAUGUAGUUAUUGAUGUGUCAUUGCAAAAACGGUCAAAGCUCAAGAUGGCAUUUUAAUAUCAGGAAUAUUUGAGGAGCUGAUACAGCGACAACGGGCUCUCGAGAAGACUUCACCUGUACCUAAGUCUCAAAUAUAGCACAACACCGCCCCUCAGUGUACAAAAUGCGGUCUUGCACUGUCAAAAAGAAGCCGUAGUGUGGGGAUAUAAACUGUAAUUUAGCUUGAAAAGGAAAGAGAAUGAAGAAGCUGGUGCAAUAUUAGCCGCCACGAAGAAGAAGUGGCGGAUAUGACGUCACGGCCGGCCUCUAAAACAAAUGGAGCAUAGGCUCAUCUGUUAUGAAAGCUGCUCGGCGAAAUGUUGGAUAACUGCAGUUUCCUUGCCCUUAUGCAACACCAUGUGGAAAUCUGACUGACUUCCGUUCGACUGGUUUUACUGAAAGUAAUUUUAAAAAGGUGUUUUUGAUUGAGAAAGGCUUGAGACAAGAGAGAAAGACAGCAUGGGAAAGCGGAAAGAUUGUGCAGAAACAGAGUCUGAUACAAAGAAACUGAAGCGGGUGCAGGAGGCAGAGAGCAGUGGGGCAAAAGCAAGAGGGAAGAAGAAGAAUACAGAUAAUGGUAUCACAGUGACAGAGGAGAAGCUUGAGAGAAAAGUCAAAACCAAGUCACGUUCCUCCACAAAACAUGUAGCAGGAAACGCUGCUUUCUCCACACCUGUGUCCACCUCUGCUGUCAAAGCCAGUAAAUACUUUCAGUCACCAGUAAAGGAGGAGGAGGCUGACAGUGAAGACGAUUUUGACAUGGUGACCUCAGCAGCACCUGUGGUUUCAGUGAACAUCAAGAAAGAAGAAGAGGAGGACGAGGACAGUGAGGAAGAUGAGGAUGAUUGGGAGGAGGUGGAAGAGUUGGCUGAGCCUCUGGGUCUAGUUGAACCACCAGAACCCGUCCUUCCCUCUCAGUCAGUAGAGAUAGAGAUCGAGACUCCAGAAGUCAGGAAGAAGAAGAAGAAGCAGGCAGAGUUUGAGACAUACAUGAGGCGGAUGAUGAACCGAUACAAGAAAGACCUGCUAGUAGACACACACAAGGUCCACCUUCUGUGCCUCAUAGCAAGUGGCAUGUUUCGCAACCGUCUGUGCGGUGACCCAGAUUUGCUGGGCAUCACCCUGUCGCUGCUGCCCGCCCACUUCAGCAUGGUCGCCAAGGAACGCAUCGACCAAAACUACCUCUCUGGACUGCUCAAAUGGUUUAGAGCAACGUUCACCCUCGACCCCAGUCUUCCCUGUGAGGAGUGUGCAGACCCCCGGGCUCUGUUGGAGAGGCGGCUGACCAGCCUAUCAGCCAGAAACCACCAGGAGAUGACUCAUCUUUUCCUGUUGGCCCUGAGGUCUCUGCAGCUCUUUUGCCGAUUAGUUCUUUCUUUGCAGCCGAUUCCUUUCAAACCCCCAUCAGCAAAGGGUAAGGGAGCUAGAACAUCUGCCAGUGCCUCAGGAAAGAGCCACACAGACCAGGAAACCUCCAAGAUCACCUCUCCUCAGUCAAAGGUCUCUCCUGGCACCAAGAGACCAGCAGGAGGGCUGAAGGCCAAAGGAGCCAGAGGAGGAAAAAGAGCAAAGAAAAAAGAAAUAAAGGAGGAGGGUGAAGAGGAAGAGGAAAAGGCUUUAACAUCUAGAGGACAGAGACCAAAGAACUUGAAACGCCGCAGUGUCGCCUCUAAGGUCAACUACAAGGAGGAGAGCCACAGUGAAGGGGAAGAGGGACUUGGCGAUGAGGAGGAAUUUCAGAUAACCAGUGAGGAGGACAGUGAGGAUUCAGAGAGCGAGGCUAAAUCUACAAAGGGGAAGAUGGGAAAAGGGAAGAGCAAAGCCAAAGUGGCCAACAACAAGAGCACUGUAGCUCCCAAGAGGAGGAGUAGUGGAGAGAAAAACCAGGUAACAGCUGAGGAGGAUAAAGAGCAGCAGGAAGCUGACAGUGGUGAAGAAGGAGAAGGAACGAUGAAUAAGAGAACAGAGCAAAGGAGCGGGAAGAAGAAGGAAGGGCCCGGAGCAGACGAGUGGUUGGAGGUGUAUCUGGAAAAAUCGUCUUCCUGGAUUUGCGUGGACGUGGAGCACGGUGUCAGGAUGCCCCACCUCUGCUCCGAGAACGCAACAGCACCAGUGACAUACGUGGUGUCAGUGGAUGGGGACGGGUUUGUGAAGGACCUGGGAAGGAAAUACGACCCCACCUGGAUGACAUCAUCCAGGAAGAGGCGGGUGGAUGAAGACUGGUGGGAGGAAACACUUGAACCGUUCCUGGGACCCGAGGAUGAGAGGGACAAGAAGGAGGACAAGGAGCUCCAGAAUAAGCUUCUGAACAAGCCCUUACCGACCUCUGUAGUGGAAUAUAAGAACCACCCGCUGUACGCCUUAAAAAGACACAUGCUGAAAUACGAAGCCAUCUACCCUCCAACGGCCACUGUACUGGGAUACUGCAGAGGAGAGCCAGUAUACUCCAGGGACUGUGUGCACACCCUUCACUCCAGAGACACCUGGCUCAAAGAAGCCAGAACUGUCAGACUAGGAGAGGAACCAUAUAAAAUGGUGAGGGGUUUCUCUAAUCGUUCCCGUAAGGCCAGGAUGAUGUCCGAGCUGAAGGAUGAAAAUGAUCUGGCUCUCUUCGGAGAAUGGCAGACGGAACAGUACCAACCUCCUAUAUCUGUGGACGGGAAGGUUCCUCGUAACGACUACGGUAACGUCUACCUGUUUAAGCCCUGUAUGUUACCGGUUGGCUGUGUUCACCUCAGGCUGCCCAAUCUGCACCGCGUGGCCAGGAAGCUGAACCUCGAUGCCGCCCCUGCCGUCACAGGCUUCGACUUCCAUGGAGGAUACUCACACGCUGUGACUGAUGGGUAUAUUGUGUGUGAGGAACACGAGGAGAUUCUCAGAGCCGCCUGGGUCGAAGAACAAGAGCUUCAGAAACAGAAGGAGAGAGAGAAAAGAGAAAAGAGGGUGAUCUCCAACUGGACUCUGCUGGUGAAGGGGCUCCUGAUCAAAGAAAGGCUUAAACAACGCUAUACCAAGAAGAACCAGAGUUCGGGGAGCCUUGCUCAUGGAGAUGACACCACUGGGUUUUCAUCCGAUGAGGAGGUGGGUGAGGGUGGAAGUCCUGGACCUAAGACGGCAUCUGAGACUCUGGCCAUGUCCUGGCCCCAAAACAGACAAACAGAGGAAGAAGGAGUGAGUGCCAGCGGACUGAAGAAAGACACAACAACCAAACGAGAGAAGAGAGGACAGGCGAAACAUCUGUUCCCUUUUGAGAAAGUCUGACACUGGAGAUCGAAAACUCUUUUCAAUUUUGAUAAAUCAAAGCAGUAUCUCAAAAAAGGACUUGGUUGACUGUUCCUGAUAUUUACUUGUUCACAUUCUUUUAAAGCAAGAUAAAAUUUGUUCCAGGUGCAGCAGAUUUGAAAUCAUUUUAGCACAUCUGGUCAGCCCUGGAGGUUUUGGUAGUAACACUACAUAUAAGGACGAGAGGAUGAGGGAAGGAGAGGAGGAAGAAGAAGGAGAGGAAUACUUUACAGUGAACUGAUCUUCAGACUGAUUCUGUUUCUUCCAGUGGUGGUUAUUGUGUGCGUUAAAUCUGCUCCACUAUCAUUGUACAUAAUCCCAGUAUCUUAUAUUGUUAGUUUUUUGUAAGAGAGCUUAAUAAAGUGCCAACACACCAAAGUAGGAAAUAUGCAUCCAGCACAUUGAUAUAGUAUUAUCAGGUGGUCUGGAGAGAACAAACUCAACAUAAAUGUGAGAACAGAGAGGUGUCUUUACAACGUCCUAUGUGGUGUUAAACAUAAGGAUGCACUGCUGUUGAUUUUAUCUAGACAGCUGCGAUACACUCAUGCUUCUUGUAUUCACUGGGUAUACUCCUAAUCCUGACUAGUACACUGCUAGUUAGACCCUGGUGGGCGUAGUUUCCUUUUCAGUUCAGCACACAGAUACAGCACACAUAAUGCAACUUAUGCUGACCAUGCUAUGUAACAGCAGCACUACCAACAAUACAGGCUAACACAUGAAUUGGAAUGAAGACUGCCAACACAUAAAAUUGUUACUAAUUGUUGCCACAGCCUCUCCCAUUACUUGAUACUGUUUCAUUCUAUAUAAAUAGGUUUCCUCAACUUUGCCACUAUGUGACCAGUGACACACCAGCAUGAUGAAUGUAGUGCAGCCGUUGUUACUGGCUUGACUGUUCACUGCGUAACCUGACACCCUGAAAACACAAACAUGUACACUACUAGUCAAAAGUGUGGAAAUCAAAUGGGAAAUUGUGUCUAAACCUUUGACCAGUAGUGUACUGUUCAUUAUACAGCUGAAAAUUUGUAUCUCCAGUUUGUCACAUUUGCCAGGAUAACACAAACAACCAUGAUGUAAUUAUUUGUGGGUUGCAGACAGCUGUCACGUGUGGACCAUGUAACCCUUUUCAUAAGGGUAGAAUGUGAAAAUCACAAACAUCAGUUACGCUGUUUUAUCUUUUCUUAGUUCAUAACUGCUGUCCUGUCUCUGCUUUCUUGUUACGCUGCUAUGGUUCACUUGUUUGACUUGUAUUCUGCUGUAUCAGUUGUCUUGUUCAGCAUCUUUAUCUCACACUCAUCUUUUUCACAUUUUGGUCACUAUUUCACAUCUUAUGGCUGUAUAUGUGUGCAUACACACACACACACACACACACACACACAGAUGAUGGCUGUAUUUAAAGGAGUAAACAAUUUUUGUAUGAUUAGCGUGUUUGUCAGAAAUGUUUAAAUACAAGUAAAAUGCAAAACAACCUAAAUGAAUGCUAUCUUUUUAAAAUAGAAUGUGCUAUCUGCGCUUGUUCCUGUUCAAUUUAUUAGAAUAUUUUUUAUGACACAGUUUUUUUCUCAAAUACAGCAAAAUAGAAAGACUAACUGUCAUUACACAAAUGACCAUAAGAUAUAUUUUUCCAAAGCAGUCACACAGCCUCACUGAAUAAAAACUAUCACUGGUG